This is a messenger RNA of Hevea brasiliensis (rubber tree), 636 nucleotides long. RefSeq names its product putative RING-H2 finger protein ATL61. Gene Ontology annotation, cellular component: cytoplasm. Gene Ontology annotation, molecular function: zinc ion binding; ubiquitin protein ligase activity. Gene Ontology annotation, biological process: protein ubiquitination. The transcript has a single exon. The coding region runs from base 1 to 636 and encodes 211 amino acids. The record is from RefSeq and is a predicted model, not a curated record. NCBI's taxonomy places the organism in Eukaryota, Viridiplantae, Streptophyta, Magnoliopsida, Malpighiales, Euphorbiaceae.
AUGGUUAGGAUGAAUUUCAUCCUCUUUCAUAUUUACAAAGGUUACGUUCAAUUGCCUGAUUUUCCCGAUCCAAUCAUUCUUUCACAGGAGAUCCUUAGAGUUCAAAGAUGCAUCGAAGUUCCCGCCUGUGAUUAUCCAAAUUCAGCAAGCAAUCUUACAUGCGAGACCUUGACUGCCAUGGGACUCCCAAGAUACAUCCAUGAGCAUGUUCUGAGUCAAGUUUGUCCUGACGUUAUGUUCUUACUUGAAAUAUCUGGUUACACCACAUCAGCUUCAGUAAACACAUAUAUGACACAAGUCCACUGGCGAGAAUAUGACCACAGGAAUCCUUAUGUCAUUAAUCUAUUAAUGGGGGUUGGUAUACGCUUGCCAAUUCCUGCGUCAAAAUCAUCCAUUGACGGGUUAACAAGACUUAUGUUUCGUAUUGGGAUUAUUGGGAUUCAGGAUUCUAAAAACUGUACCGUGUGCAUGGAAGAUUUCGAGGAUGGAGAUGAUCUGAUUCAGAUGCCAUGCUCUCAUCUUUAUCACGAGGAUUGCAUUGUUAAAUGGCUCAUGUCCAGCCACCUUUGUCCGCUUUGCCGCCAUCAGAUGCCUACCAUUCAGCUCCACGAGCCUUGCCAAACUUCUACGUCCUAA